Molecule: messenger RNA, 2662 nt
Organism: Trichogramma pretiosum
Lineage: Eukaryota; Metazoa; Arthropoda; Insecta; Hymenoptera; Trichogrammatidae
Gene: IntS9
Product: integrator complex subunit 9
Exons: 8
Coding region: 459-2444 (661 amino acids)
Biological process (GO): snRNA processing
Cellular component (GO): integrator complex
Source: RefSeq, a predicted model, not a curated record
ACAUAGGAGAACCACCUUACGCUUACAUGAUGAUCGUCCGUUGAUACAUUAUUGAACUUUAUUCAUUAAAUGAUGCAAUAGUUUAAUACCAGUAAACAAGGAAGGUUGGAAAACAAAUCAAUAAUUCUUUUUAACAAUAAUUUUUUCAUUAAUGAACGACAAUCAGCCGAUUAUUUCACAUUGGCAUACAUAAAUGAUGUUCUGUCAGAAACACGCGUUUCCGUAUCGAACGUCAAAAAAUCGCUUGCUCCAGUGUUGCCGCGCAUCGAAUUUAAAGUGCCAUGUUUACCUAACUUUGCGGGCCGGCUGCUUAUGGUGCUUAGGGGCAGAAAUUUUAACCGGACAUGUGCAUAACUGUAAACAAAUCGUGAUAUUCGUUUGCACUUUUGACAUCUUUAUUUUAAGACGGCGUUCGUCGGGUACUUUUUCAUUCGUGUAAAUAAUUGUAAAAUAUUAAAAUGAAAUUGUACUGUCUGUCCACCGAGCCCACUAAACCAUGUUUAGUUGUCACUUUCAAGGGCAUUACAUUAAUGCUAGAUUGUGGCUUGAACAUGCAAUCAGUAUUGAAUUUCAUGCCGCUACCCUUGGUACGUAGUGCCAAAUUUGAUGCUUUACCCUACUGGACACCCCGUGACGAAUCCAAAGAUUGGCAGAUUGAUAGGGAAUUAAAAUCACAUGCGGCUGCCAACAGACUUUUUGUUGAUUCUGCUCCAGAAUUCUGCCCUCCAGUUGAAAAAAUUAUAGAUUUUUCUCAAAUAGAUGUCAUUCUCAUAUCUAAUUACACAUGCAUGCUGGCCCUACCAUUCAUAACGGAAGGGACUGGUUUCAAAGGUGUAAUUUAUGCGACAGAACCCACUCUUCAAAUUGGCAGAUUUUUCAUGGAGGAAUUAGUGGAGUUUAUUGAACGUUCCCCAAAAGAAAUUGUAGCUAAGCAUUGGAAAGAAAUGAUACAUGUGCUACCUCCUCCUCUCGCUGACUGUAUAAAACCAAAGUCCUGGAAGCAUAUUUACUCAAAAGCAGCCAUGAAUGCAGCUCUUUCGCAUAUUCAACUUGUAGGAUAUGAUCAGAAACUUGAUGUAUACGGAGCUUUGUCAGUUACAGCAAUUAGUUCGGGUUACUGUUUAGGCAGCAGUAACUGGAUUAUAGCCAGUGAUCAUGAGAAAAUUGCUUAUGUGAGUGGUUCAUCAACACUGACAACCCACCCUAAACCAAUGGAACAAAAUAUGCUAAAGCAUGCGAAUGCAAUAAUUCUCACUGGCUUAGCUCCAUUGCCAAAUCAGAAUCCUGAUACUAUGCUAGGAGAAUUUUGUAUGACAAUUGCAACAACUUUACGCCAAGGGGGCUGUGUAUUAAUUCCUAGUUAUCCUUCUGGUGUAAUUUAUGAUUUAUUUGAAUGUUUAAGCAUACAUCUUGACAAGACUGGGCUAUCUCAAGUACCUCUAUUUUUUAUAUCACCUGUAGCAGAGACAUCACUUGCCUAUUCAAAUAUCUUUGCAGAAUGGUUAUCAUCUGGCAAACAAAAUAAAGUUUAUUUGCCUGAAGAACCUUUCCCACAUGCUUUUCUUGUAAAAAAUGGUAAACUAAAACAUUAUACAUCUACUCAUGCAGAAGGCUUUAGUACAGAAUACAGACAGCCUUGCGUUGUUUUUUGUGGCCACCCAAGUUUGAGAUUUGGCGAUGCCGUUCAUUUUAUGCAAUUAUGGAGCAAUAAUCCUCUGAAUACAGUGAUAUUUACAGAACCGGAUUUUGUAAUAGAGCAAUUGUUAGCACCAUACUUGCCAAUGGCUAUGAAAGCAUUACACUAUCCCAUUGAUACUUCUCUGAACUUUUCUCAAGCUAAUAAACUUAUACGAGAUUUAAAACCAGAUCAUCUAGUUGUACCAGAACGAUAUACUUUAGCUCCAUUAACUGUGCCCCACAGAAAUGACCUUGUGAUUGAACCAAUCGGGGAUAAACCGCUAAUUACUUUUAACAGAGGUGAAGUAAUUAAAUUACCUAUUAGAAGACAAAAAACAAGAGUUUUGCUUGAACCUGCUUUGGCAGAAACUAUAAAACCUGUAGAAGUAAGGCCUGGUGUUUGUAUGGCAACGGUUACUGCAGAACUUGAAGUUAAGGAUAACACUUACACAAUGAAGUAUCUUGAAUCAAGGAAUGGAAGAAAACGUAAAACACAGGGUCUACCUCCAUCUAAAGAGGAUGUUCUCAGAGGCAGAAGAAUUGAAUUUGGUUCAAUUAAUCCCGAAGUACUUAUUCAAAAACUUAAUCAGGAAGGCAUAACUGGCGCUAAACUUCAGCGUACACCUCAAUCAGCUGUAAUAUUAUUGCAAGAUUCAAAUGCCAAAAUUGAAUUGCACGAUAAUUCGACGCUCAUUUGUUGCAAUGGAGACUUGAAAAUAAGACGAAGACUAAGGAUGUGUGUGCUGCAGUGCCUCAAACGUGUUUAAGAAACUAUUAUUAAUAUAUCUUCGUAAAACAGAAUAAAGUUUAUUUUUACUCUUUUUCAUACACUAUGUAAAUAAUCAUCGUUUAUUGUAAUUUAAUUAUUGAAACUAUACAUAUUGUUUUGAAAUUCCUCUUUAGAAUUCAAGGCUUAUACAUUUUAUUAUUUAAUUUAAUAUACAGAUAAAUGCUACAUUAUUUAUCAUUAUUCAACAAGUGGUAA